Messenger RNA from Rhea pennata, 1550 nucleotides. Its product is annotated as RNA-binding protein 10-like. Gene Ontology annotation, molecular function: RNA binding. Gene Ontology annotation, biological process: mRNA splicing, via spliceosome. Gene Ontology annotation, cellular component: nucleus. The record is from RefSeq and is a predicted model, not a curated record. Lineage: Eukaryota; Metazoa; Chordata; Aves; Rheiformes; Rheidae.
GCGGGCCGGCGGCGGCGGCGGCGGCGGGUGACGGGAGCGGCCGGUGCCGCCGCUCGAGCAGCGCCCACAGGUGCCACUGGGGUGACGCCAGCGCCAUGGAGUACGAGCGGAGAGGAGGCCGGGGCGACCGCACGGGCCGCUACGGCGGGACCCCCGAGGCGGCACCGCCGGCGGGGGGGGGCGUCAGCGCGCCGGGCCGGGCCCAGCGCGACCACGACUACGGCGACAUGGACUACCGGGCCUACGGGGGCGCCGGGCCCGAGGGGCCCCCCCAGGACGCCUACGAGGAGGCGGGGCCGGGCCGGGGCCGCCAGACCCCGCCCCCGCCGGCCCCGCCCCCUCCACCGCCGCCCCCCGGCGCCGCUGCCGCCGCCGCCCCCCCCGGCGCCGCUGCCCUUCGCCGCCGACGGCGACUACCGCGACCAGACUACCGGGCCGAGGCGGGCGCCGAGGACGAGCCGCGCGCCAGCACCAUCGUCAUGCUGCGCAUGCUGCCCCAGGCCGCCACCGAGAACGACAUCCGGGCGCAGCUGCAGGCGCAGGGGGUGACGCCCCGCGAGGUCCGGCUCAUGCGCAACAAGUCCUCAGGUCAGAGCCGGGGCUUCGCCUUCGUGGAGUUCCACCAGGUGCAGGAGGCGGCGCGCUGGAUGGACGCCAACCAGCAUUCCCUGUGCAUCCUGGGCCAGAAGGUCUCCAUGCACUACAGCGACCCCAAGCCCAAGAUCAACGAGGAUUGGCUCUGCAGCAAGUGCGGGGUGCAGAAUUUCAAGCGCCGGGAGAAGUGCUUCAAGUGCGGCGUCCCCAAGGCUGAGGCGGAGCAGAAGGGCCCCGGCGCGCCCCGCCUGGAGCUGGUGCUGGGGGGCCGCGAGCUGAGCGGGGGGCUGCUGCCCCUGCCCCAGCCCUACGGGCCCGGGCUGGGGGGGACCCCGACGGCCGCCCCGGGGGGCCCCAGCCCCGAACCCUGCGCCGACAACGCCAACGACACCAUCAUCCUGCGCAACCUGCACCCGCACAGCACGCUGGAGUCGAUCCUGGCGGCGCUGGCGCCUUUCGCCGCCCUCUCGGCCGCCAACGUCCGCGUCAUCAAGGACAAACAGACGCAGCUCAACCGCGGCUUCGCCUUCGUGCAGCUCGCCACCAUCGUGGAGGCGGCGCAGCUGCUCCAGAUGCUCCAGGCCCUGCACCCGCCGCUCCACAUCGACGGCAAGAGCAUCAACGCCGAGUUCGCCAAGGGCUCCAAGCGGGAGCUGGCGGCCGCGGGCGGGGGGGGCGGGGCCGAGGGGCCCCGGGCCAGCGCCGCCUGUGCCUCCACCGCCAUCGCCGCCGCCCAGUGGGCCCUGUCCCAGGCGGCCCAAGGGGGCGAGGCCUCGUGGGCCGGGGGGGAGGAGCCUCCCGGCGACUACGGCGGCUUCUACCAAUCGGAGGAGGCCUACGGCGGCCCCGACCCCGCCCUCUACGGCCACGCCUACCUGAAGGGGGCCGCGGCCCCCGCCCCCCGGCCCCGCCCUCGCCGGCCCCGCCCCCGCCAAGGCCGAGCCCCCCCGCUCCCG